CUUUCAUUAACCUGAAGAGUUCUACUUUCGCCAAAGGCAAAAGUGUCAUGCCGAAACGUUUAAUUUCAUAAUAUAAACUUGAUAAUCUAACUAGAUCUAUAUAAGAAUAAUGAGGACUGCAUGUGCACUAAUACGGCACUCACAAAUUUUAAAUCAUUGUAGAAGGAAAUUACAGCCACUGGCAUCAACCAAACUCGUACAUGUACAAAAUGAGAAUAGCUAUAGUACUUCUACAGAGGUCCUGCCCCCACCUCCUGCCAACAUUGCCAUGAAAACCUACUCUCCGAAAAUUGAAAAACUUGUCAGUGACAUUGGGCAGCUCACUUUACUGGAAGUUUCAGACUUAAAUGAAUUACUAAAGAAAACAUUGAACAUUAAGGAAGCUCCAAUGAUGGCUAUGGGCUCAGCCCCUGCUGCAGUGGCUCAGAAGGCUCCAGAAGAGGAGGAAGAUGUUGCCCCCAAGAGAGAAAAAGUCAACUUCACUGUCAAACUGAUGAAAUUUGAUGCAGGAAAGAAAGUACAACUUAUUAAAGAAAUCAAAAAUUUAAUUGAAGGACUCAAUCUUGUUCAGGCCAAAAAAUUUGUUGAGUCCAUCCCACAGAUUGUGAAAGCAGAUAUCCCCAAAGAAGAAGCAGAAAAGUUGAAAGAAGCAUUGACAGCAGCUGGAGCAGAUAUAGAAAUUGAAUAAUGUUGAACACUUUAUAGUAUGAACAAUUUUUGUGUUUAUCAUUCAUCAUAUUGUUUGUAUUGUUAGACUGAGACGUGUGAAAGUUGAUUUCCAAUAAAGGAUUUAUACAUUUCAAGUAGAA
Molecule: messenger RNA, 809 nt
Organism: Biomphalaria glabrata
Lineage: Eukaryota; Metazoa; Mollusca; Gastropoda; Planorbidae
Product: 39S ribosomal protein L12, mitochondrial-like
Exons: 5
Coding region: 110-688 (192 amino acids)
Biological process (GO): translation; mitochondrial transcription
Cellular component (GO): ribosome; mitochondrial large ribosomal subunit
Molecular function (GO): structural constituent of ribosome
Source: RefSeq, a predicted model, not a curated record